This is a messenger RNA of Aphanomyces astaci, 2502 nucleotides long. RefSeq lists its product as hypothetical. Gene Ontology annotation, biological process: signal transduction. The coding region runs from base 47 to 2455 and encodes 802 amino acids. NCBI's taxonomy places the organism in Eukaryota, Oomycota, Saprolegniomycetes, Saprolegniales, Verrucalvaceae. The record is from RefSeq and is a predicted model, not a curated record. The transcript has 6 exons.
CAGUUACACGUUUUCACAUCGUUGGGUCUACUGGAAAGCUGACAGCAUGGGUGCGGCUGCGAGUGUGGUGACGAAAGGGCAAUGUCAGGCGCUGUGCGGAGACCUGUUUGACGAGUCCGAGUGGGACAAACAGGCAGUGGACGGCGUGGUCAGUCGGGACAAACUCACGACGGUGCUGUCGACAUUGACGGACGCGUUCCUCACGCACGACUGGGGCUCCGACGGGGGCACUCACACAAAGGUGAGUGUGGUGAACCACCUGCUCCAGGCCAGAGGUAUCACGACGUGGUUUGACCAAGAGAAAAUGGAGGGCAAUGUGAAGAAGCAAAUGAUCCACGGCAUCGACAACGCCCGCGUAAUUGUAGUGUUUGUGACCCAGCGAUACAUUGCCAAAGUGGGCGGCCCCAAUGCGGAAGACAACUGCCAGCUCGAAUUUAACUACGCCGCCAGACGCAAGACCGCGUCGAGGAUGAUCCCGGUGCUCAUAGAUCCGACCCCGGCCUUGAAGAAUCCGGCGUCGUGGAACGGAGAAGUGGGGUUUGUGCUGGGGGGGCAUUUGUACUUGGACUUGAGCGGCACGUUCGACGACGACCACCUCUUAGCCUCCAAAGUGGACGAACUGGUCGCCAAGAUUGUCAGCAUUGGCGGCACUCCCCUGGCUCGGAGGUUUCCACCGGAGUCGCCGUCGGAUGCGAAAGAGCAAGCAAAAUACGUUCCUUCGCCCCCUGUCGUAGCCACUCUUCAAGCAGCCCCAGUGUUCAGUGCACCCACGGUGUCGUUGGCAUCGCUCACCAAGGAGGACGUUGCGUUGCUACUGAAUGCGUUGGCAUGCUCCAAGUUUAGCGCGGCCUUUCUAGAGAAUGAAGUGACGGGGGAAGUGCUGUGUGGUGCGGCGAAUGUCGAAGAAAUCAAGGAGCUCGGGAUGCCUCUGGCUGCGAAGGCUCGCGUUUUGUUUGACAAGAUCGCCGAAUUCAAAGCCUCGGGUGUCCCCCCCACUCUCCUUCGUGACAAGACCAGGCCAUCCACAGGCGUCAUAUCUACUCCAUCCACAAUCGCAGAAGUCAAAACCACUGAGUUAUCUGGUUCCAACGUGGCAUCCACGGCCAAAUCCUUUGAAGACAUCACGAUGGCCUUGUUGCCGUCUGAAUGGGUGGCUGUGAUGAAGUACAAGCUGGAAGUGAAUGGAGCGAACACUUUGUCCAAGCACACCCUGUCGUGGUUUGAUUCCAGCUGCUCCGUGUCUGCAGCCAACGGGUUCUUCUCCGAUGGGAAUUACGCCGCAGAGUUAAAAGGAACGGCUUCGUCGCGCGCUAUGCGUCUGCAGGCGAUGGGUGGUCGACUGGACAAGAACGCAUUUCUUCUGCGCUUUCGAAUGAAACCGAUGGCUGGCGGUGCGACGCCGCUAGCAGCCGGCCGCUUUCCUUGGUUUGCUAUCGAUGUCACGACCGACUUGUGCUUAGCACUGUCGUGCAACCAAGGCAAGGACGUGUUUUUUGUGAAAAUGGAUGGAGCCCCAGUGACGGUGGCGCUGGCGGAAUGGGUGGACGUGGCGAUACUUGUGAGUAUACGGACGGCGUCGAUCAUUCAGGUUGUUUUAGACUCAAAGUAUAUGGACGCCAUCACCGUGGACAAGGGAUUUGAAUUGCACAUCCCAACGGAUGUGAACCAAUCGCUUCGAGACACUGAGCACAAUCAGCUGUACCUCUUCCGUCCAGACACACACCAAGGACUGUUUCAUGGGUACUUGCGCGACAUUGAAAUGUACUCGACCCUUCCUGCGUCGCGCAAGUUGCCGCGCAUUACGGACGCCGACGACCCAGAUCGCCACCGUCUGCAUCUCACCCACCGAGAUGCGUUGGUGGAGGGGUUAACACUCGCCUUCCAUUACCCCAAGAUGGCCGUAGAUGCCGUCGACAUCGUCACUGGCCGCGCCAUGACGUUGCCUGGCGGUAGCUUCAUCCACUCGUCGUUGGGAGCGUACUUUGACGGGAAUUACUACGACGACACCGAGUUGGAUCGCAACUUGGUCGUGGCGGGCAAGUUAGGCGCUACGUUUUCCAGAAACAAGUUUGCUGUGGCGAUCACGAUGGCCCCGUUAGCAGCGUGCUGUGUGUUUUGCAUGGGGUCGUACUAUCGGUGGUUCGGCUUGACGGUGACCAACACGAUGGAGGUCAAAGUUACGUUCAACAACCAGCGAGUGGGACUCGUCGUGAGGCAAGAGAGGGAGAUGGUUCGACUGUCCCGAGAGCGCUGGCACGACGUUGUGGUCGUGGUCGACGGACUCAGCGUCACGGUGCUCAUCGAUGGGAAUCGCAUGGACGAGCUCUAUUUACCUCAAGACUUCACGUACACGGCCCCGCCUGACGCGGACAACGACAUGUUCCUAGUCAACUACUCGUGCAGCGGAUGCUUCCACGGGUUUAUGAGGGAGUUUGCGAUGUGGAAACUCAGUUGAGAUAUAAUGCACACACUUUUGAAGAGUGAACGAGACAUCACUGUACG